GCGUCCGGUCCCCUACGGUCCCGCAGGGACAGCAAAGCCAUCGCCGCCUAACCUGCGAUCAACUUGAGUGUUUCGUAAGAUGUAAAAUCUCUCUUUUUAAUUUUUGCUAGAACGAUUAACUCAGUUGUAAAUUCCUGAUGUAUUUUCAAACCUGGAUUUUAGACCGUGGAGCUGUUUUUUGGGGGAACUGCAAUAUUGGCAGUUUUGAAUUUUGUUGAAACCCUGGUGAACUUCUAAGGCGAAAAUUCGGCAUCGUGUUUUUUUUCCUGCUUGCAUCACUUUCCUCAUGGAGAUAGAGGAAGACAGGGAGAAGCUGCGGAUGCUUUUCCACGCCUGCGAUGUGAAUAAUUCGGGGCGCAUUGAGAAAGAGGACUUCCUCAAGGUCUGUUCGGAGCUCCCCGUCCAGCCCAUCGAGGUGGAUGCGAUAUUCUCCAAACUGGACGCCGACCGAGACGGAAGCAUAAACUUCGAGGAGUUUAGCAGCGGCUUCCGGGGGGUAUCGGAGUUGGUCUGCUUCGGGGGCAUGGAGAGCGGCAGCGGGGACAGCUACGCCCUGGCGUGGGAGGCGUUCCGGCGCCGGCUAGGAAAGCAAGCCGAGCUCAUUCCCAGGGAUGAACAGGCUGCCGUUCUGUACCAGAACAUUCACCUGAUCGAGCCCAGGAUGCUGCCUCAGUAUGAACGGGUCAUCAUGAACUUCAUAAGGGAGAUCAAACGGCAGAACUCGGAGACGGACAAUCUGGCCUUGGCGCUCAAAAGGGGUCAAGACAAAGCCAUCAUGCGGCUCAGUGAGAUGGAGGAGGAGAUGGAGCAGCGCAUUCAAGCCGCGGAGAGCGCUGUGCGGCAAGAGGAGGCAAGGAAUACGGAAUCGGCCCUCAGCGAGCUGAAGCGGCAGUACGAGUCCGAAGUGUGUGAGCUGCAGCACAAGAUCCAGAAGAUGCAGAAGAUCGAGGAGCAAUAUAAGAAUAUCAGUCUGAAAGAUGAGGCCCCUGGACUGAAGAGGAAGAUUAGUAAAUUAACCCUGGAGAAUCAGCAGCUGAAGAAGGACCUGCUGGAAUCUCACACGAACAUCGCCUUUCUGCAGAGCGAACUCGACAGUUUGAAGAGCGACUACACCGAUCAAAGCCUAAACUUUCAAAGAGACGAAGCCUUCAUGAGAGGCUACACUGAGGAGAAGGAUAGCCUCGAGCGACAGAUUGAAAUACUCCAGUCGUCAAACAGGAAGCUUCAUGAUAGCAACGACGGGCUGAGGACCGCCCUGGAGAACAGCCUCAGCAAGUACAACCGCAGUCUGCGGAUGCAAAACACCUCCCCAGGGGGCACCAUCUCCAGGGCCAGUCCCAGCGUCGCCGGCUGCCACUCCCCCUGUUUCGACAGGUUGUCUCGCUCCUCCUACCAGGACGAGGACUGUGACUCCCUGGCUCUGUGUGACCCCAUGCGCCGGCCCAGCUGCGAGAGCUGCUUCGACAGCGGCCUGUCCACCCUGCGUGACUCCAAUGGCUAUGACUCAGAGGCGGACGUCCGGAAAGGCGCACACAGGCCGGUGGGGAUGGCUGAUAGCCUGGCGGGGGACGCAUCGGACAUGGAUGUGCCGGACAUCCAGGAGGACUCAGCGUUUGGGCCCAGGGAGGCGUCGGUUCUGGACUGGAAGCCAUCAAAGCCCAUCAGCAGGAGCAGCUCCGGAGCCUCAGCGCGGAAGUGCCUGUCCGCCAUUUCCGCCCAGGGUGACAAGGAGGAGGACAACUCAAAGUACACGGUGUCAGAUACAACAUACAAGAUCGUCCUGGCGGGAGACGCGGCCGUGGGAAAGUCCAGCUUCCUCCACCGACUCUGCAAGAAUGAGUUCAGAGGAAACACCAGCGCUACCCUAGGUGUGGACUUCCAGGUGAAGACCUUGGUGGUGGAUGGAGAACCGACAGUCCUGCAGCUCUGGGACACUGCUGGACAAGAAAGGUUUCGGAGCAUUGCCAAGUCCUACUUCAGAAGAGCAGAUGGUGUGCUUCUGUUGUAUGAUGUCACUUGUGAGAAGAGCUUCCUGAAUGUGCGAGAGUGGGUGGACAUGAUUGAGGAUGUGUCUCAGGAGGACAUUCCCAUCAUGCUUGUGGGAAACAAGGCAGACCUGCGGAAGCAGACUCUGGAGGAUGGGAUCAAUUGUGUUCCAGUCAACUAUGGGGAGAAGCUGGCCAUGACAUACAGCGCGCUGUUCUGUGAAACGAGCGCCAAAGAUGGCUCCAAUGUAAUCGAAGCGGUGCUGCAUCUCGCUCGGGAGGUGAAAAGGCAAGUACACAAAGACAAGGAUCUUGUUUCUGUCACAAGCCUGACAGGAAGUCACAACAAAAAGUUGUCUAACAUCAACUGCUGCACGGCAUAGAGCGACAACUAAGAUGGCUGCAACCGAAUCACCGUUCCAGCUGAAGACGUCCACAUUUCCACGCUGCACCUCCUUACUUUCCAAGCAGGCAGAGUGAGAAGAAGGUUUGCGUUGUUAUGCUUUCAAACAAAAGCGUACAAGGUAUUUCCUGGGACUGGCAAGUAACCAAAGUCAGAAAAACUGUUUUCGCCAACUAGCAUGAAAACAACCAGACACCUCCUCCUUAUCUUAGCUUGCCACGGCAGCUGUAUUUUACCAUAUAUGCACUUCUACUAUGAUGUCUUACAUAUGCUGGGGGUCACUUAUGAUGUCAGAAUGUUUGGGUGCAGUUUGUACUGGAGAAUGGCAAUUGUGCCUUUAGUCACAUCAGGGAUACUUAGGUGAGGCACCCAGUACUGUUGUCUGAAAGAGUACUGAUUACUGAGUACUCAUUUGGAUAACUGGAUAUUACAGGACAGUUCUGUUCUGUUGUAAACUCAGAGAAACACUAGUGUCCACACAUGGCACAGAUCUCUGGCAUGUUGUAAACUCAGAGAAACACUGGUGUCCACACACGGUGUGGAUCUCUGGCAUGUUUCCACACAUAAGAAUCGGCUGCCAGCCACAUCGGACACCCCCCCGGGUACUCAGUGUUCCUCCAGUGCCGUCUGCGGAUUAGAGCGGGCCGUGUCUGGAGUAGGUCUUGGAACAGGAUUCCAAAAUAAACAUGUCAGCUCAGAGGAACACCUUGGAGAUGCUGCGUUUGUAAGCUCUGCAGAAAGCGAACGUCCUUGUUGUCGUGUGCCGCGAGGGUUCGGUUGUGCAGAUGUGACAGAUUUAAGAUGCGCCUCUGGGCCUCGUACGGAAAACGAGCGGAAAAAAAUGUCGCAGCCACAUUGCCUAGGGAGAAUCCGCAAGAGCAGCUCAGCUCACCCAACCUGCCGCUGACUCCCGUGGGACCAUGAGGCACUGGGAUGGGGGCUGUUUUUUCCCUGUUUAGCUGACU
Molecule: messenger RNA, 3353 nt
Organism: Brienomyrus brachyistius
Lineage: Eukaryota; Metazoa; Chordata; Actinopteri; Osteoglossiformes; Mormyridae
Gene: rasef
Product: RAS and EF-hand domain containing
Exons: 17
Coding region: 287-2368 (693 amino acids)
Molecular function (GO): calcium ion binding; GTPase activity; GTP binding
Source: RefSeq, a predicted model, not a curated record